UCUCAGCCUCUGGGAGGUGAAAGAUGGACACCCAGGUUGUGGUUCUGGUUCGCUGGUACCGGCAGCAGCGGGGCUGAGGGCGAGCUGACCCGGAGCUGAGCAGUCGGAAGGCGGCGAGGGACUGCUCUGACCCCGCGGAGUGACCGAGUCCUGUUGACAGUGGCGCCCCCCUGCCGGGCGGGGCAGGCAGAUGAUGAUGCGAGUUGGGGGUAAGUGGCUCAGUAACGGAUCUGAGGCUCUCAGCAGUGACCCUGAGGAAGAGGAUGAUGGAGAGGAGAUGGUGUUUGGGGAGAACGAUGACGAUUCAGAGGAGAUGAUGGACUUAAGUGAUCUGCCAACUGCACUGUUUGCCUGCAGUGUACACGAGGCCGUGUUUGAGGAGGACAGACAGAGGGAGCGGUUUGAGUCGUUGUUCCGGAUCUAUGAUGAACAGACAUCGUUCCAGAUGUUUAAGAGUUUCCGGAGAGUCCGAAUCAGCUUCAGUACACCGGAGGCAGCGGCUCGCGCUCGAAUUGAGCUCCACGAGUCCGAGUUUAAUGGCUCCAAACUCAAACUCUACUUCGCACAGGUGCAGAACACAGGUGAGGAUGUGGAUAAGACGUUCUUGGCUCCUCCUCAACCUGUGAAACAGUUCCUCAUCUCUCCACCUGCAUCUCCGCCCGUGGGGUGGAGUCAGGGGGAAGACGCCACACCUGUUAUCAACUACGACCUCCUGUGUGCCGUGGCGAAACUGGGACCAGGGGAGAAGUACGAGCUGCACGCGGGUACAGAGUCCACCCCCAGCGUGGUGGUGCAUGUGUGCGACAGUGAGACGGAGGAGGAAGACGAGGCCCGGCCGAAGAUGAAGAUCGUCCAGACCAGACGUCCCGAGAGCCCUCCAAAAGUCUUCAACUAAACCCCCGCCCUCCCCCAAACUUCUCCACCUGCACACACACACUGCACGUGUCCUCUGUCUCGACCUGUCUCUCUCUCUCUCUCUCACACAUGCUGGGGAGGAGGGGGAAGACACCCUUCAUUUCAGCUCUAAUAAAAAAAACUAAGAUAAUAAAACAACAUUUGAAUGAAGAUCAAGCCGGACGCUGAGGGGAGGGGCUAAUGUCGGUUGCCUCAGUGAUGGACAGACAGAGUUGGUCUGGAUUGGAGGAAACGAACGCGACACACAGACACAUCACUGUCCCACGGAGCAGACAGGGUGGCGUUUUUGCUGGGGUCGGGGGUCUGAAAAACACCCCCCACCCUAGUCCUCACUUUGAUCCAAGCACUUUCUCACUCUUUCUCUCACUCUCUCUCACACUCACUCAUGUAGAAUUAGUCCCAUUAGUGUAGCAAUAGAGGUGCUGUAGUAAUAGAGUAUAUCUGUCUGUAGCCGUAGUGGGUUAUUAUUAUUAUUAUUAUCGGACUUUGUUUACGAUCAUUCACUAAAAUCAUAAACGCUUUAAGAGAAAAAAGGGAAGCAUAAUGUUCUUUUUUCUUUAUUGUGUUUUCUUUAUUGACUUCAUAAUGCAUUAGGAUUUUUUUUUUGGGACAUAUCAUCAGGCGAUGUGUUGGGAUGUGUUUGAAGGCCGCGUGGUACGGACGCGUAUGUAUGAGACACAAACACGAAUGUACUGAGGGUCAGUCACAUGCAUAAGCACAUGCUGUGAUGCCGUGAUGUUUGUGAAGAGGCUGGACUUUUCCUUUUUAUUUAUUGUUUUCAUUUAUUUUAAUCAAUAGAGGCUUUGACAUGUUUGUUUACUGAACCUAGAUGUGUGUCGUUGUGAUAAUUAUUACUAUUAAUACUAUUAUUGUUACCAUGUAUUUGAUACCACGCCUUUUUUGCAUGCUGACUGCUGUAGUAAACUGGGAGGACGGCGCGUUUUAUACUGAAGAUGAAAGAGAAAUUCUGAGCAAAAGAAAAAACAAAAAAAUGUGUUUUGAUUUUGAUGCAUAUCCCCCUAUUUAGGAGGCUGUACAGUUGCUGGAAGGGGUGGUUUGUAUAUAUGUAGCUUUACGGAUGUUUGAGAAAGUGUGAGGGGGUUAAAUCUAUAUUAAGUGUUCUAUUUUUUUUUUGUUUGUUUGUUUGAUUGUGUGUAGUCCAUCCUCAACACUGUGGUCCAUUUCUGGUCAGCCAGAGAUUUUUCAGCAUGCUUUUCCUCUCUUGCAACUUUAUACUGUACUGAUUGGUGGUUAAUUCCAAUGUUACAGUCGUAUUGCACCAGUUCAAACUGAUGAUAUAUCAGAGCUUUGGCCUAUCACUGGCCUUCAAGACCCAAAUAACACUAAAAAGAGGGCAGUUCAUAGCAUUACUACUGUGAUUACAGACCCUUUAGAAACCUUUUGGCCUUUUAAAAACUGUCCUGUGUGCAUCUGAAGCAAACUGUUUGUAUAUCAUGAAUAUUCUCAGUUGUUAAACUCAUAAGAAGCCCUGCUGACCUCAGUUCCAUCUUAUUUCCACAUGCUUUUUGCAUGCAAUAUGAGCUUUUGCAAUAUUUAAUUCAUGAAAAUCUCUAUAAAGAAUCUGCACACAUAAAAUAAGAAUAUUAAUAUAUAACUGUGAUUUUAUGUCCUGUUCUCAGGGCAGUAUGGCUUCAUCCCAUCGCUUCACUCUCUCUCGCCCCACUGAAUUUGUCUGGGCGCUUAUGGAGAAACCAAACUUUAACAGUGUGUGUUAAGAGGGAGUAUGUGUGUGUGUAUAAGGGCCGCCAUGGUGGGCUCACCUCAUGAAAGCACUUUAUUACUGCUGUAAUUGUAUCUUCGAGCUGGCGCUUGUAUUUGACCUUUUGGUUUCAUGUAUUUAAUUUUACCUACGUGUUCUAUUAGUGGUACAAGCACGAAAUGUGCUGGUACCAUUCUUGCUUAAAAUUUAAUUAAAUGUAUUUCAUGUUUUGGAGGGUACAAAUCACCCGGGUAGCCUUCUCACCAGCAGAUAACUAGUCCGAGUGCGUUGCACCACUUGACUUGCUGAUGUUGUUUUUCUUUUGUUUGUUUUUUUUGCGGGGGGGGGGGGGGGGCUGUUUUGUCUGCUUAGUGGAGGGGGUCUUUAUUGUGUGCAGAAAAACAAAGUGGUUUUAUUUGCUGUAACAUAUUUGAGUGUGUGCGUGUUUGUGUGUGUGUGAGAGAGAGAUAGAAAGUGUGCAUGUACACCUUAAAAAGGGAAAGAAAACUGAGUGUCAGUACUAAAAUCAAUGUGAUGCCAAUCACUGUUUAGGUAUCAGAUGUUGAUGAUGAUGACAAUGAUGAAGAUGAUGUUCUGGUGUUUUUUACUGUUUGCUCUGUCUGAGUCUUCACAUUUCUGUACUUAAAAAAAGGAAGCCUGUUGGACUUUGUAUUGUGAUCAAAAACAAACUUGAGAAUAUUUUUCAUGAAUUCUGCAGAAAGUGGGUUCUGUCACUGGUGUUCCCGUUUCCGUUGGAAUAUAAAUAUCGUCUUGUGCCGUAGUUCAUAGCUGAAGAAGAAAACAAAACGUAGCAACGAAGCAAUAAUUCCUUGUGUAUACCUGCGUCUCCUCUCCCGUAGGUGUUUCUUUGAUUGAGUCAUAUCUUUAACUGUCGACUUGCUUAUGUUUGUGUAGGUAUGUCAUUUGUUUCACAUAGAUAUAAUAUAUAAAUAUAUAAAUAAUUAUAAUAAUAAGAAUUCAUAAAAAUG
Messenger RNA from Astyanax mexicanus (Mexican tetra), 3624 nucleotides. It is a transcript of the gene rcan3, whose product is annotated as regulator of calcineurin 3. Bases 191 to 895 code for a protein of 234 amino acids. The record is from RefSeq and is a predicted model, not a curated record. NCBI's taxonomy places the organism in Eukaryota, Metazoa, Chordata, Actinopteri, Characiformes, Acestrorhamphidae. Gene Ontology annotation, cellular component: nucleus; cytoplasm. Gene Ontology annotation, molecular function: nucleic acid binding; calcium-dependent protein serine/threonine phosphatase regulator activity. Gene Ontology annotation, biological process: calcium-mediated signaling. The transcript has 5 exons.